This is a messenger RNA of Saccostrea cuccullata (small rock oyster), 580 nucleotides long. RefSeq lists its product as uncharacterized. Bases 223 to 579 code for a protein of 118 amino acids. The record is from RefSeq and is a predicted model, not a curated record. The transcript has 3 exons. Lineage: Eukaryota; Metazoa; Mollusca; Bivalvia; Ostreida; Ostreidae.
UUAUGUCCAUUUGUUUAACUGUUGUAAAUAAUAUCAAGUAUAUGGUUUAUAAUGAUAACUGGAUUUUAUAUUGCAGCCUGGGACAAUCUUGCAACCAUGUAGCUGGUUUGCUUUUUCGUAUUGAAUCAGCAAACAAACUCGGACUAACAUCUUGCACCUCUGGAACUUGUGUAUGGGUUAAACCAACAGAAAAAAAAGCUUCAACCUGCCCAAAUCAAGGAUAUGAACUUUAAAAAGUCAAAGCAUGGUAAAGCUGUAUCUAGACCACUUGUUGGGAGGAAUAAAGCAGACUAUGAAGUUACGCCUCACACAACCAGAAACACUGACGAGGACAUACGGAGGACCCUUUUAACCUCCCUGAAGGAUGCUCUUCCAAAUGCUUGUGUGUUUAAAGGUAUGCAGAGUACUGAUGAUCCUUCAGAGUUGCCUAUGGAGCAGGAAGAAACAACACCUGUUAUUGUGUACAAUGCUGAAAAUUAUUACAUAGAAAACAUGAUAAAUAACCGGGUGGAUCACAUCUCCGAGGCAGAGGUUCAAGCAGUCAACAAAGCUACCUUGGGCCAGUCAUCCAACCCCUAGU